Molecule: messenger RNA, 661 nt
Organism: Cavia porcellus (domestic guinea pig)
Lineage: Eukaryota; Metazoa; Chordata; Mammalia; Rodentia; Caviidae
Gene: Spink13
Product: serine peptidase inhibitor, Kazal type 13 (putative)
Molecular function (GO): protein binding; serine-type endopeptidase inhibitor activity
Source: RefSeq, marked provisional
GACACACAGAAUAACAGACAUAGUCCCCGAGAGGCUGCUGAUUCUCCGCCGUCUUCUGUGUUUCAGUUUCUUCUACAGGCUUGAUAAAAUGCCAUUCCUCAGAUCAUGGAUCAAAGUUAUUGCCAUCCUUGCCUUGGCAUUUUUUCUUUCCUCUGAAGCUGCUUUUGCACCAUCAAAAGUGGAUUCUGAUAGGCCAAACUGUAGUAGAUAUGUGCAACACCUAUAUAUGUGCACCAAAGAACUGGAUCCAGUCUGUGGAACUGAUGGCCACACUUACGGCAACAGAUGUAUUUUCUGCAGUAAACAGUUAGAAAGUAAAGGAAAAUUUACAUUUUCUCACUAUGGUAGGUGCUGAAUUUUGCAGAGAUAUGUAUUCUGGUGGCUUUUAUUGUAAUUAUGUCUCUCUGUGGAUCCUACAAUCAACUGGAAUUUUCUUAUUGGGAGCCUUAAACUAUGAGACAGCCAGGGAAGCUUUUUAUGGAAUAGAAGAUGGAGUAUAUGAUGUUGAAAGGUCUUUUCCCUGAAAGCAUAUGGCUGAAGGAUGUUUAUUCUCUAUGUUGAAUUUUAAAAUGAUAUUAUUAUUGAUUGUGUAUUUGAUAAUAAAAAACCUAGUAUCAUUGAUAAUCAUAAAUAUUUCACCCAAUAAAAUGUUAAAUAAUCU